CUAUGCCAUUGAUGAAAAGAUAUUAAAGGAUUUGUAUGAAAACAAAGUAUUGCGCACACUACUGGAUUUGGAGAUGCAUAAUGUCGAACAUUUGCGAUUCUUAAGAGUGCUUUCUUUCCGUCGAAAAUUUGGGAUUGAAGCUCAAAACAAGAUCGAGUUAUUAAAUUCAAUCUGCAAUUUGAAGCUCUUGAGAUAUUUGGAUUUAUCUCAUUCUAACGUUGAAGAAAUACCUGAUAAAAUUGGUACUCUAUAUAAUUUGCAGACAUUAUUGUUGAGGUUUUGUUAUCGGCUUACUUCGUUGCCGGAUUCAAUUGGCAAUUUGAAGCAUCUAAGGCAUUUGGACUUAUCUCGUACUUCAAUUGAAAAGUUACCUGACACAAUAUGGCAAUUGCACGAGUUGCAUACGCUGAUAUUGAAAGGAUGUCCGAAACUUACUCAGUUAUCAAUCAACAAUGCAACUGAUGUUAUCAAUCUGCGUUGUCUCGACAUUAGUGAGACAGGUGUACGAGAGCUGCCACGUCAAAUGUUCAAAUUGGAAAAUCUGCAAAAGUUACCAAAGUUUGUUGUAGGCAAAGAUAGCGGAUCCAAUAUUAAAGAGUUGGGCAAGCUUAAUGAUCUACAUGGUGAUCUUGAUAUUGAAGGACUUGAGAAUGUUGUAAAUGUUGAAGAUGCUAGGGAGGCAAAUUUGAUAGAUAAAAAGCAUAUUACAAAAAUUAAAUUAAUAUGGAAUGGUGAUAUUGGCGGUUCAGUUGAAGCCCGGAAGGUUCUUGAUGGACUCCAACCUCAUUUAGAUCUUGAGGAACUACAUAUUCACAAUUAUGGAGGUACAACGUUCUCGCAUUGGGUUGGAAGUCCUUCAUUUUCCUGUAUGACAAGGGUGAGGCUUAUCGAUUGUAAAAACUGUUUCAUGUUGCCUCCACUGGGACAGCUACCUUCUCUGGAAUUCCUUGAGAUUACGGGAUUGGAUAAGGUGGUGAGGAUAGGGGAUGAAUUUUAUAGUGACGGCUCUGUUAUCACUAAGCCAUUCAAGUCUUUGGAAUUUUUAUACUUUUCAGGAAUGGAAGAGUGGAAGGAUUGGGCAUUCGUAGAAGCGGAGGAUGGCGGAGUUUUCACAAACUUGAAGGAGCUUUGGUUGGGGGAUUGUCCGAAGCUAAAAGGGGCAUCAUGCUUACCUGAUUAUCUUCCAUCCUUGGAAACUCUUGGAAUAAAAGGUACAAGUGACCACCUGGUGGCUUCACUCUCAAACUAUCGAUAUCCAUCCUUGAAAUUUCUUAAAAUAGAAGGUUGUCGCAAAAUGAAGACAUUUCCAGGAGGUACAUUGCCCUCCACUAUACAAAAGAUUAACAUUAGGGAAUGCCCUGAACUGGUGUCACUUUCAGAAGAGGGAUGGCCAUCAAAUUUAAAAUCACUUCAAAUUAUGAUGUGUCGGCACAGCAUGCAGUGGAAUCUGGGAAUGCUCACCUCCCUUACAUCCUUAGAAAUCAAUUGCAUAAAAGAAGAAAUGGAUGCAUAUCCAAAGGAGGAAGGGCAACUUCCCACCACUCUUACUUCUCUUUAUCUUGGUGAUCUUCUCAAACUGAAAUCCCUGAAUGGCAGCGCCCUUCACCACCUCACCUCCCUUCAAUCUUUGUCCAUUAAAGGAUGCAAUCAGAUCCAGUGCUUGCCACAACUGCCCACCACUCUCACUUCUCUUCGGCUAUCUUUUCUUCCCAAACUGAAAUCCCUAAACGGAGACACAUUUCGACAUCUCACCUCCCUUAAACAAUUGACCAUUUGUUAUUGCGAACAGCUCCAGUGCUUGCCACAAGAAAGGCUGCCCGAGUCUCUUUCAGAGUUGUACAUCGACCAUUGUCUAUUGCUAAAGCCACGGUGCGAGAGAGGGAUAGGGGAAGAUUGGAAUUACAUCCGGCACAUCCCUCGCAUAACCAUAGAUUACCAAGGCAUAUGAUUCAUCAUGUCCGCUCUUUUUAAAAAAAAAAAAAAUAAAAAAAAUCAGGUGGCUCAAAUUUUCUGAUCCAAAAACCACAACGAGAUUUUUAAAGCAUAUGACAAGAAGCUAUGCACUAGGAAUUCAAAUAUAUCGGCAUCUCUGUUUCUCUGAUGGCAAAGACAAUUGUUGAUGCUACUUUGAGUCUUAGCUUUGACGAUUGACCAGCAGUUUGGCUGCUGCUGCUCUUUUCUAUGCCUGGACAAAUAAUGUAAGGUGCAAAGCUCAUAUGUUCAAUGAAUCUUCAACAAAAUGAUGAGUAAUUUCAGCUUGUAGAAAUAUAAUAAGAUGCAAUUCUUUCCUGUAAAGAGAGUUUCAAUGGUCUGUUUAGACUUUUAAAAUGCGGGGCUCUAGUACAAAUCAUGCCUGUUUCAUGAGUAUAUGCAUUUUUUGUUAGCAAUUAAUUUCACUAUAUAUAUAUAUAUAUAUGUGUAUUUGUGUAAAUGGGUACUUGUCUAUAUGGAAGAUACUCAUAAAAGGUCUGCUUUCUUUAUCUGGGCCAAGACGAUCACCUUUUUGUAUCACCCAAUUGCAUUUGGUUUCUAAUUAGGUUUUUGAAACCAAUCAUCUCUACCGCCAUUGAAGACAAAGUACCAAAAAUAUCUUCUAGGUCUAUCGCUACUCAUGGUUGUUCACACCUUGCAAAAUAUGCUACCAAAAAAUUAGAUUCUAGUUCUGCUGCCAUUUUUCCCAAGGUUCAUGAGAUUAUUGUGCGUUGCAAGGAAAUAAAACCGAGCUGUGGGAAUGAAAGUGGAGCAGUAAAGCCGGAGUUAUGCCCAAAAUGGAUUGCUCUGCUGACUGUGGAGAAAGCUUGCUUAACCACUAUUUCUCUUGAAGAAGCCACUGAUACAGUGAGGAAAACUGGGGGCAAUUUUAAGGAAAAGUUACAAGAGCUUGGAGGUCUUCAUGCUGUUUUUGAGGGUUGCAUGUUCCAUGGAAAGUAGCUCGCCUUUUACCAGGGAUACAAAAGUUGACUAGGAUAUGCAGAACUUGACUCUGCUUUUGAAAUGCUUGAACAUCAUGGAAAAUGCCAAUUUCUUAAGUAUAGAUCGUCAGGGAAACAAAUAUAACAGAGUCAUUUGCUUGGAAUGAAAGGAAACAAGCAUCGUAUCUUUCACAGAACUUGUUUAAGUGCCAUAAAGAUCCUCUCACGCAGCUAAUGCCUAAUGAUUCAUGUUUUUAUUCAAAAUCUGGUUGCAGUUUGAUAAUUUAUGGUCUUGAUUUCAAGCUCUUUAUUUGGUCAAAAAUUCAUCUGAUGCGUCCAAUAAUAAGAACUCUUGUAGUCACUCUGAUGGCUCUGGCAAUGCUGCUGAAAUGGCUUUGGCUUUAGUUGCAGACUACAAAGGGGAAAACAAUGAGACCUUAUUCAUUAAUUCUUGUAAGAACUACGUAGCUGUUAAUGAAGAAGGCUCCAGUCUUCUUUCUGACUUUCUUCUCACUGCUGUUAAGGUUGCUCAAAUUUUCUGAUCCAAAAAACCACAAGAAGUAGGAUUUUUUUCUCAUUUGCUUUAAGUAAAUGUAAUUAUAUAUACCAGGCAUAAUGUUCAAUACCCAUUUAAAUGGAGGUCCAUUUCCUCUAA
Ziziphus jujuba (common jujube) is the source of this 3567-nucleotide messenger RNA. RefSeq names its product putative disease resistance RPP13-like protein 1. The transcript has 9 exons. The record is from RefSeq and is a predicted model, not a curated record. Bases 74 to 1948 code for a protein of 624 amino acids. Gene Ontology annotation, molecular function: protein binding. Lineage: Eukaryota; Viridiplantae; Streptophyta; Magnoliopsida; Rosales; Rhamnaceae.